Molecule: messenger RNA, 2184 nt
Organism: Glarea lozoyensis ATCC 20868
Lineage: Eukaryota; Fungi; Ascomycota; Leotiomycetes; Helotiales; Helotiaceae
Product: Protein kinase-like (PK-like)
Exons: 2
Coding region: 1-2184 (727 amino acids)
Biological process (GO): intracellular monoatomic cation homeostasis; intracellular signal transduction; protein phosphorylation
Molecular function (GO): ATP binding; protein serine/threonine kinase activity
Source: RefSeq, a predicted model, not a curated record
AUGUCGACCACACCGGCAGCAAUAACCCCGCCAUCCGCGGCUCCCUCUUUCAACGAUACUUCCUACAAGACACAUCCUUCAACUACAAUUAAUCAAUUAUCCAAUUUGCACAUCGGAGAGAGCUCGACUAGCUCAUCUCAUACCUCAUCACCAGAAUCGCGACCCUUGGAUCUGCGAAGUCCAAUACCGGAAGAAGAAGAAGAUGAAACCAGCAGUGAGGCCGCCAACGAACCAGUGACUCCCACAGAUAAUCAUCUUCCUUACACUUUUCAAGACAGAAUGAACGGCGCUCUACAGCCAGACCACGAUAGAAUCCACACCACCGAUACUCCCACUUCCAAACCACCUGCUGCCGUCAUUCCUACGAGCGCCGCACCGUCAAUUACCAAACAAGUAACAGCCAAAGCUGCCGAGCAACCGAAAACUCCUACACCAAAGAGGCCAGGCUCGUCAUCUAAGGACUCGCACAUAAAGAGAGGGCUUUCAGGGUUUUUCCGCAGGUCGAAUUCGAAUGGUGCGAAUGACCACCAUGUCGUUCCUGUUCCAAUGGUAAAUGCGGCGAAUGGUUCGGAUCCUGUGUUAGAAAUGGCGCAACGUAAAAAGUCGAUACGCAGAAUGUCUGCGAACAAUUCUCCAUACACCACUCAAUCGAAUACACCACCCUCACCAGGAUCGCCAGUUUUCGACGGUGCCGACGACCGACCCCACGUACAGCUCUCAGUACAAGAACCCAAUAAAGACGAACUCAGAAGGAGGAACAAAAAUCGGUCGUCAACAGGGUUUGGACUACGGGAAAAAUUACAUUUAUCUAAACAAAAACCGAUAUCCCACACCCAACAGAAAGCGCCGAUCCAAACCCCAAGCAGGAACCGUGCUACCAGUUUCGACCUUGAAAGUAAUCUGCCAGACCACUCUAAUGGCAAUCCCGAUGGUAAACUGCCCGAAAGAUCUGUCUGGGGAAUGCCCGCAGAAACUGGCAUCGGACUUAAGUCGCGACGACUGAGCCUAAGUCUCCCAGACGAUUUUACCGUUGAUGUUGCGGAGUUAUACACCGAAUUUCAAGACCAGAGCAAGAUGGUUGGAAAACGAGGGAAAAGUAUUGGCAAAGGCGCUACUUCGAAAGUAAAACUCAUGACCCGUAAAGGAUACUCUGGUGAGGUUUUUGCUGUCAAGGAAUUUCGCGGCAAAUCGACGGCGGAGACAUCAGACUCCUAUGAGUUGAAGGUUAAAUCGGAAUUUUCGAUCGCCAAAAGCGUCCAUCACCCGAAUAUUGUGGAAACUUUCCGAUUAUGCACAUAUGACGGCAAGUGGAAUCACGUUAUGGAGUAUUGCGACCAAGGAGAUCUCUUCCACAUCGUCAGCCAGAAAUACCUGUCACGUCCGGAUCGGUUGAGUGAUAGAUUGUGCUUGUUUAAGCAGAUGGUUCAAGGCAUCAAUUAUCUGCAUACCCACGGGAUUGCUCAUCGCGAUAUUAAAUUGGAAAACCUCUUGAUGACCAAAGACAGCAAGUUGAAGAUCACAGAUUUUGGUGUGUCAGAAGUGUUCGCUGGCAUACAUCCGGGUUUGCGAUCCGCUGGUGGGUUAUGUGGAAAGGACAUGGGGGAAAUUAGAUUGUGUCCCCCAGGAAUGUGUGGAAGCCCCCCAUAUGUCGCACCCGAGGUCCUGGAAAAGAGUGGCGAGUACGACCCACGUCCUUUGGAUGUCUGGGGAGCUGCUGUUGUAAUACUCUGUAUAUGCGCCAACGGAUGUCUGUGGAAUGAGGCAAAAGUAGGCGUCUUUCCAGAACAACCAAUAUACGAGGACGUUGUAAGAGGAUGGACAAAAUGGAACGUCAAACAUGCAGACGAUCCGAAUGCCACAAUCUCGGAGACCGAUUACCCUCAUGUCAGUUUCUUUGACCAACAUCUCAACCCUCCAGCAUUACGACGAAUUAUCCUUACCAUGCUUAAUCCCGACCCCUCGAAACGAGCUAGCAUUGCGACCAUCGCAAAGAACAGAUGGCUUAAGAACAUUGAGUGCUGCCAAAUUGAUAGCUACGAUGAUCCUAGCGUCCCAAUCGAUGCAACAAAUGUUCGCUCGUGCGCUAAAAGCAUUACCAAAGUGGUCUCCCACAACCACCUCCCUCCUCACAUCAGUCGUGGCCACAAAUUCGUACGUCUUCCUGGUAGCAAUGAGAUGUACUAG